AUGAAUUAAGCUGAAAACUUAGUCGAAAGAGUUAAAAUUGUUAAUUAAGCUAAUGAAUUUGUAGAGUAUGUUACCAGGAAGGUUAUGAGAGAAAAAGCUCUUUGCCACUAAGCAACAUAUAUCAUACUAGUUAAUAGCAAAGGAUAAAUUUGUACCCAUUUAAGACAUAAAGAUAAAUUAUGGUGUGGAGGAUAUUGGACUACAUGUUUUGGAGGAUGUGUUUCUGAAGGUGAAGAUUAUGAUACCAACGCAUAAAAAGAGCUCUCUGAAGAAGCAGGAAUUGACCACAAUAACUAAUUGCAUGGCUUAGAUACAUUUUUGUAUUCAACUGAUGUACAGAAGGUUUGGGGGAAGGUAUUUUUGAUGUUUUAUGAAGGCGAAGUAAAAUUUUAAAAAGAAGAAAUUUAAGAAAUAAAAUGGAGAUAUGUUAAUGAAGUAGUAUAGAGUAAGGAAUAAUACACUCCAGAUGGUAAUAUAGCUUUAGAUGUAUUACUAAAUUAUGCUAAAGAAAAUUAAAAUUAGCACGAGGAAUUGAAAUAAUUGUUGAAAAAUGCUUGA
Tetrahymena thermophila SB210 is the source of this 558-nucleotide messenger RNA. RefSeq names its product NUDIX hydrolase. The transcript has 2 exons. The record is from RefSeq and is a predicted model, not a curated record. Gene Ontology annotation, molecular function: isopentenyl-diphosphate delta-isomerase activity. Lineage: Eukaryota; Ciliophora; Oligohymenophorea; Hymenostomatida; Tetrahymenidae. Gene Ontology annotation, cellular component: cytoplasm. Gene Ontology annotation, biological process: isopentenyl diphosphate biosynthetic process.